AUGGGUGUCAGGCUUCUUCUUCAAAAAGGCACCGUGCUGCAGCAUGAUGCGAAAGAUAAUGUUAUCGCCCUUAGAAACACCGACAUCUUGAUCGAUGGUGAUCGCAUUGUUGAGAUCGGGCACAAUCUUCAACCCCAAAAUGCCUCCGCAGUUGACUGCGACGCCAAUUUUCAAAGCUUCAACUUCUCGCCCGAUGAUUUCUUCUGGGGUCAACUAGCUGGAUGUCUUGAAGCCCUUGACUCGGGAACAACAUGCGUUGUUGAUAAUGCACACGGCGCGUCCAGCCCCGAACAUGGCCCAGCAGCCCUGAGCGCUGCUUUGGUGUCUGGAAUACGGUCCAUAUUUUGCCAUGGUGUCAUGCCAUUACGUGCGGCAGAAUGGACAGAGUCUUCGUUUGAGCUUGAUCGCUCCCCUCAACCUGACUGGCUGCUGCCCCAGAUGGAUUCUCUUGCUGCAAAGGCGCCGUUUGGAGAUGAUAAGAGAGUGCAGUUGGGUUUCUUCUUUGACAGUCACUUCUUGACGGAGAGUGUUAUUUCUGAGACGCUUAAUCGUGUGAAAGAUGCGGGAGUGAAGCUUAUUACAAGCCACUACAGACACUGGCCAGUCUCAAAAGGACAAUCUCGGGUGCCGGAGCAAUUACAAGCCAGCGGUCUUCUCGGCCCUGAUAUCCUCCUUACUCACGGCAACGGAACAACACCAGAACAAGCAGCUCUCCUCACUGAAGCCGGGACUUAUAUCGUCUCAACUCCCGAUGCCGAAAUCUUCAUGGCAUCAGGCGCAGACCCAGUAGCGUUUCGGGAAGAUCUCCCAUUGACAUGCCUCGGAGCCGAUUGUCACUCCUGUGGACCAGUCAGCAUGAUGCAUCAGAUGCAGAUGGCGCUAGCAAGUGAUCGAGGAAUGCAGAACUCGACGACUUUUGCACAAGGUCACUAUCCCAAGAAGAUGCGGGCUACGGUGCAGAAAGCGUUCAAUUUGGCUACCAUCAAAGCCGCUCGGGCGAUCAACAUGGAUAAAGACAUUGGAUCAAUUGCAGUGGGCAAGUUGGCGGACUUGGUUAUCUUCGACACGACCUCUCCUUCAAUCAGCUGUGCAGCUGACCAUGACCCAUUGACUGCUAUCGUCCGCCAUGCAGGCGUCAGAGAGGUUGAGACCGUUAUAGUAGGCGGCAAGGUUCGUAAGCACAAUGGAAGUCUGCAGACCGUGCACUUGGCGGAGGGUCGAGAAACUGGCUUCGAUCUCAAGCACGAGGCAUUUAACUCAAAGAAUGGAUUGUCGUGGAAAGAAGUUGCAAAGGAGUUGUCGAGAAGUCGAAGUGAGAUUGAGACUAGGAUUAAUAAGGUCAACAAAGAGCUGGCUAAGGAGAAGCUUAUUGGAAUGAUGGGCGGCUUGCAGGAUAUCUUGGUUGACUGA
This is a messenger RNA of Fusarium subglutinans, 1410 nucleotides long. RefSeq names its product cytosine deaminase. The transcript has 3 exons. Gene Ontology annotation, molecular function: hydrolase activity, acting on carbon-nitrogen (but not peptide) bonds. The record is from RefSeq and is a predicted model, not a curated record. Bases 1 to 1410 code for a protein of 469 amino acids. Lineage: Eukaryota; Fungi; Ascomycota; Sordariomycetes; Hypocreales; Nectriaceae.